CCCUAAGCCGAUUGGCCAAGGAGUAACGCGCACGAAUUGCUAUGAUUGGCUGCACUUCUCAUGCGCUUUCCAUCGCGAGGGAACUUCGAACAGAAGCGAGGAUUGCUGACGUACGCGUGCGCGGGAGACGCAGAAAAUGGCCGAGUGUGGGAUUGAAGCAAUGCCGCUGUCUCCCGAGACUCUGAAACUGUACGAGGCUCAGUUCUUCGGCUUCACACCGCAGACCUGCAUGCUGCGGAUCUACAGCGCCUUCCAGGACUGCCUGCAUGACAUCCUGAUGACUGUGGAGGCCGUUUUCGUUAGAAAACUAGCUGGGGAAAAGCCACCAGAAAAGCUGAGCCAGCAGGCCAGGGAGUGCACCUCCAAGCUGCAUGCGUUUCUGCAGGAGCGCAUCCAGCGCCUGUCCAGUCGCAUGGACACACUCCUGGUGGACAGCGUGCUGUCAGUCCCCCCCAACGUGCUGCUGCCUGAGGAUGGCCCGCAUAAGGAGCAGCCUCGGGACAUGCAGGAGCUGCUAGAACUGGAGGGGGAGCUAGGACAGCUGCAGCAGUGCUACCAGGCGGAGGUGUGCGCCAGACAGGCCCUGCUGGCCGAACUGGAAGAGCAAAGGGAAGUGCAGGAGGACCUGGACAGCCUGUUGCGGUGGAUUGGGGAGCUGCGGGCGUCCUGGAUGCAGGGGGGCCUGGGGGACGUGCAGGAGAGCCUCGCCUUUAUGACACGGACCGUGAAACAUGUGCGAGACGUGAUGCAAGGAAUCACGCAGAAAAGUAGCAUGCUGGAUCAUCACUGAUCUUAAGAUUAAAAUGGACUUAAUUUGAUCCCCUGGAGGGUGGUAGCUGGGGGUUCUGUGACCGUGGGGUGUUUCUUCUUUGUUUGUUUAGUCAAUAAAAAAUAAAUGUCUUUCUGUGGUUA
Paramormyrops kingsleyae is the source of this 912-nucleotide messenger RNA. It is a transcript of the gene mis12, whose product is annotated as MIS12 kinetochore complex component. Gene Ontology annotation, biological process: mitotic sister chromatid segregation; kinetochore assembly; mitotic cell cycle. Gene Ontology annotation, cellular component: nucleus; chromosome, centromeric region; MIS12/MIND type complex. The record is from RefSeq and is a predicted model, not a curated record. Lineage: Eukaryota; Metazoa; Chordata; Actinopteri; Osteoglossiformes; Mormyridae.